Molecule: messenger RNA, 2631 nt
Organism: Ostrinia nubilalis (European corn borer)
Lineage: Eukaryota; Metazoa; Arthropoda; Insecta; Lepidoptera; Crambidae
Product: leucine-rich repeat-containing protein 40-like
Exons: 5
Coding region: 1336-2013 (225 amino acids)
Molecular function (GO): protein binding
Source: RefSeq, a predicted model, not a curated record
CAAGCUCUGUCCGUAUAGAAGUUCAGCAGAUGUAGCUUGUAAAUCCUCCUUCCAGGAUGCCCUAAUGCCUAACAAUACUGUUGGUAAUACCCGCGUCCAACUCUCGUCGGCAUGACAUUUAAUUGCGCUCUUAAGUUGCCGAUGAAAGCGUUCUACCAUACCAUUUGAAGACGGAUGAUAAGCAGUGGUGCGUAGGUGGUUCGAACCUAGUAGAGCGUUUAGAUCUCUAAAUAGGUGCGACUCAAACUGCCUGCCUUGGUCCGUUGUGAUUCUGCUUGGAAUGCCGAAACGUGCAAUCCAAUUUGAAUAGAACGCGCGUGCUACUGUUUCUGCCUCUUGGUUGGGUAUCGGUAUCGCCUCAGGCCAUCUUGAAAAGCGGUCGACGCACGUGAGGCAGUAUCGAUAUCCCUCAGAGUAAGGCAUAACGAUAAUGUCCAAAUGAACGUGGUCAAACCGAGAAGAUGGUGGUGCGAAAGUGCCAGGAAGAGUGAUAACGUGUCGUGACACUUUAGAACGCUGGCAGCCCAAGCACGCUCUCGUCCACUUUUUGCAGUCAGAAUUCAUUGAGGGCCAUACGAAUCGUUGUGAAACGAGUUUCGUCGUAGCACGUGCCCCGGGGUGUGAAUUCUGAUGAAGUAUGUUAAACGCUACCUUUCUGAAAGGCUCUGUAAGGUAGGGUCUGGCGCGUUGAGUUGAUACAUCGCAAUAGACUGGUGUGUCGCUAUCUGGCAAACUAAGAAGUCGUAAUUGCAAUGACGAGUUAUUUGAAUCUAACAACGACUUAAGAUGAGUGUCAUUUUCCUGUGACUUCGCAAGAGAUUCCCAAUCAAGGCCUUUACGAACGCUCUCUAUACGCGAAAGUGCGUCGGCUGGCACGUUGUCUUCGCCAUUCACAUGACGUAUGUCUGUUGAGAAUUGACCUAUUAAAUCCAGGUAUCUAAACUGCCUGGGUGAACAUUGUUGCUCUUUUUUACUAAAUGCAUAGGUUAUCGGCUUAUGGUCAGUAAAAAUUACAAACUGUCGUGCUUCAACGUAAUGCCUAAAAUGUUUGACUGCAGCAUAGAUAGCGAAUAGUUCGCGGUCGUACGCUGAGUACUUUUGUUCGGCAGUAGUAAGUUUUUUAGAAAAGAAUGCGAUAGGGUGCCAAUCGUUACCUACUUUUUGUUGCAGAGCUGCUCCAAUGCUAUUGUUUGAUGCGUCACAAAAGAGGCCUAACUCGGCGUCGUCCCGAGGAUGGGCUAACAAAGCUGCCUGGGCUAGACUCUCCUUACAAACAUCGAAAUCUUUCCUCGCCUGAUCCGUCCACGCAAUUGGAGUUUUACCUUUUAUGUUACCAUGCAGCAGCUCGUUAAGACUAGAUUGGCUAGCGGCUGCGUUAGGUACACCCUGAAAAAGAGCCAAGCACUCAUGGUCCCGUCCCGCAGCCUGACCUCGGUGCCGGACGACGUGUUCAAGGCCGCGGCCGACGCUGAAGUGCACAUCAUCGACAUUUCCAAGAACAAACUCACCGCUGUGCCUAUGGGAGUGUGUCACCUGAAAGAAACCCUGUCUCAACUGAUCAUGUCUUCGAACAGUAUUGCCAACAUUCCUCCGGAGAUAUGUCGUUGUGUGCACUUACAGUAUCUGGACGUGGGGAAGAAUUGCCUAGCAGAAUUACCCUUGGAAAUCGCCAACCUGAAAAACCUGAGAGAACUAGUCAUAUCUAAUAAUAAGUUUGGAAAGAUCCCGCGUUGUGUUUACGAGUUGGAAAAUCUUGAGAUUCUCUUGGCCGCGGAGAAUCAAAUUGAGGAAAUCAACGUGUCUUCGGAUGCUUUGGCAAAGCUGAAAAAACUGGCCGUGCUGGAUCUGUCCAACAACAGCAUAUUCACCGUGCCUCCUGAGCUUGGCAACUUUACACAUUUGAGGAGCCUGGAGCUGAUGGGCAAUUGCUUCCGCCAGCCGCGACAUGCCAUCCUCGCCAAGGGCACCGCGUCGGUGCUUUCCUACCUGAGAGACCGAAUCCCCACCAACUAGCACGUAAGCACCAGUGUUUGACUAGCGUACAUCAUAUUAACAAAGGAUAAUAAUAGACAUAAGAACUCUGAUAAAAAAAAAGUACAGUGAGUACAAUUUACUUUUAAAAUGUUUGUUGUGGCUGCCUAGUAAGUUUUUAGUUACAUAUUUGUGUAGUUCUGGAACCGGCUCUUUUCUAAUAAAUAAAAUCUUUGUCGGAAAAUUCUGAUAACAACCGUCUUACUUAAUUUAAAGGCUGAUUCACACGUAUUAAGUAGUUAAGUAGGUAUUUAACUUCAAUUUUCGGGUAAGUUGGUGGGCGGGGCUUGUCACUUGACACGUUUUGACACGCAGUUUCAUAGUAAACAAGAACUUGACAGCUUAACGUUUUGACAUAGACUUAAAAUUUAGUUACAGGUACUUAACACGUGUAAAUCAGCCUUUACUUAAAAAUAAAAUUGACCUGUUUAGACUUCACAAACAAUAGUCAUCAAGAAAAUUACCAGUUUACAAACAAUAUGAGGGUUACUUGAAGAUGAUUACCAGAGUCUUCGCUCAAGGCAUUUGUGUACUGUAGUAUCUCUUUUACUUUGAAUAUGCAUCUUUGUUAAUAUGACGUAUGAAACUUUUAAGAGUUGC